UCAGUGUGUGCUAUCCAAGACGUUUUGUUGUGCCCAGAGAAGAUCACAAAGGAGUGAAUCCGGUCACGCGGCGGAGGUUUUCAAAAAAUUGUUCCAACAUGCCGAUGGCGAGUCCAGCGGUCUCGUCCCUGGAUUUUGAGGUUCAGCCUUUGGAGGAAUAUCUGGACGAUUCGGACGAGCCGGACCGUGGCGUAGACGUGACUAACUUCCGGGGAAAUUUCACGGGGCCGCGGAAUUUCACCCCUGUCCAAUCUCCCACUCGACCGGAGAAAGCACCUUUACCGCCGUCAUGCAUAUCGCUGGACUUUCAGAGGGUAUCCAUAACCGGAGAGGACACAUCCGGAGUGCCUUACGACGAUCUUCUGACAGCUUCAACGAUGCUGAUCAGCGCUUUGAAACUUCGGCAAAAGUAUUGCAAAGCUUCGCUGCAGCCGUUCCCCGAGGUCACGGCACACUUCGUGGCUGGGGGCGUCACCGAGCCGCGCCACAACACCCCGCCUUACAAGGCCGAACCAGAAUACAUCCACACGGAACCGCAGAAAGUUGACAAUCCAUGGAAUUCUCCCGUUGAGUCUCGGGACUCUAAGAGCAAGUUCCGUAUGCAGGACGGUGUGGUCGAAGUGCUCUCAGAGUCGGGCGUCAAGGAGCCUUGCAACGUGGUGGUCCCCCUGCAAGAAUUCAUAACCGACAUGAAUCUGAUGUGCGCCAUGAUUUCGGACGGGCCUCUGAAAUCGUUCUGCUUCCGUCGGCUGACGUAUCUGACCAACAAGUACUCGAUGCACGUAUCCCUCAACGAGAUGAAGGAACUCGCAGCGCAAAAAAGCGUUCCGCAUCGAGAUUUCUACAACAUACACAAAGUGGAUACUCACGUCCAUGCGGCUUCGUGCAUGAACCAGAAGCAUCUACUGCGUUUCAUCAAGAAGCGAAUUAGAGUUGCUGCCGACGAUAUUGUUUGCAAAGAUCGCCAGCAGGGCGAAUUGACCUUGAGACAGGUUUUUGAAAAGAUGAACCUGACCGCAUAUGAUUUGAGCGUGGACACCUUAGACAUGCACGCGGACCGGAACACUUUCCACCGUUUCGAUAAGUUCAACGACAAGUAUAAUCCGGUCGGCGAGUCUCGACUCCGAGAAAUAUUUUUGAAGACCGACAAUUUCACGGGAGGGAGAUACUUUGCCGAUAUCAUCAAAGAGGUCAUGUCAGAUCUCGAGGAUAGCAAGUAUCAGAACGCAGAACUCCGUCUUUCGAUUUACGGCAAAUCCCGUUCGGAGUGGGAUACGCUUGCCAAAUGGGCUCUGAACAAUAAUGUUUACUCUGACCACGUUCGCUGGAUCAUCCAGGUCCCGCGACUGUAUGAUAUCUUCAAGGCGAACAAACUAGUUGAUAACUUCGAGCAGAUCCUAGCAAAUAUCUUUAUGCCCUUGUUCGAGGUGACGGCGAAUCCGGAGAGCCAUCCAGAACUCCACAGGUUUUUGCAAUACGUGAUCGGCUUCGAUUCGGUGGAUGACGAAUCGAAACCCGAGUAUCCGAUGAUCGAUAAAGACGUGCCCCUGCCCCCAAAAUGGUGCCACGAAGAGAAUCCCGCGUAUAUCUACUACCUGUACUAUAUGCACGCCAAUCUGUGCGUAUUGAAUCGCUUCCGUCAGCAGCAGAAUCUGUCCCUGAUGGUUCUGCGCCCCCAUUGUGGUGAGGCCGGACCAAUUCAACAUCUCGUGGGCGGUUUUCUGCUGUCCGAAAGCAUCAAUCACGGCCUUCUCCUGAGAAAGGUUCCGGUGCUUCAGUAUCUGUACUAUCUGAGUCAGAUCGGGAUCGCGAUGUCUCCUUUGUCGAAUAACUCUCUUUUCCUCAAUUACCACCGGAACCCCUUAAUCGAGUAUCUGAAUCGAGGCCUCUGUGUCUCUCUGUCGACCGAUGACCCCCUCCAGUUCCACUUCACACGCGAGCCUCUCAUGGAAGAGUACAGUAUUGCUGCGCAGGUCUGGAAGUUGAGCAACGCGGAUAUGUGCGAGCUGGCCCGGAAUAGCGUGCUCAUGAGUGGUUUCCCGGUCGCCUUCAAAAGGCACUGGCUGGGAGCCGGCUUUGAGCGCGAGGGGGUCGAGGGUAACGAUGUCAGGAAGUCAAACGUGCCCGACAUUCGCGUUGCCUACAGGUUCGAAACCCUGAUUGGAGAGUUGGACAUGAUCUCGGCCGUGAUGAGGAGAUUGAAAUGAACGAUCCUGGAAGCUACUCGAAAAAGAUUAUGUCAUGGCUCAUCUCGAGUAUAGUAGGAGGCUGACAUUGUUGGGAUUCUUGACCUUGGGUGUGCUUUGUGACAGUGGGCAAACCGAUGCUAGAUGGGUCUACGGUACUCGCAGCCCUCUCUACACUAAUCGACUGCACCGUCAUCGGAGGACUAAAAAUAAACGCUCUGGAAUCGAACCCAGAU
Molecule: messenger RNA, 2422 nt
Organism: Galendromus occidentalis (western predatory mite)
Lineage: Eukaryota; Metazoa; Arthropoda; Arachnida; Mesostigmata; Phytoseiidae
Gene: AMPdeam
Product: AMP deaminase
Exons: 11
Coding region: 99-2207 (702 amino acids)
Biological process (GO): AMP metabolic process; IMP salvage
Cellular component (GO): cytosol
Molecular function (GO): AMP deaminase activity
Source: RefSeq, a predicted model, not a curated record